Molecule: messenger RNA, 4180 nt
Organism: Cuscuta epithymum
Lineage: Eukaryota; Viridiplantae; Streptophyta; Magnoliopsida; Solanales; Convolvulaceae
Source: the annotation of a GenBank genome assembly
UAAAAGUUGGAAGGGAGUUAACUUUCGUUCUAUUCCGUUACUACAGUAUUAACGCCUUCUUCAUUGUUACUACAGCAGUUCUCGCCGGUUGAGUAGCAUCCCAGAAAAAAAAACGCCCCGUUUCAUGCGUGUGCUGGAUUUGCCGCUGACACGAUUCAUCCUUCUUCCCCACGCAACUGCUGUUUGACACGCAUCUAUCCUUAUUUCUGUUUUGCUACAUCUUUCCUGGCCUUGUUUUUUCCAUCCAUCUGGUCAUUCGGCUCUUUCCCCCUUUAUGGCUAUCUUUGUGAGCUUCUUUUACACCAACCCAUCAGGCGGGGAGCUGUUUGAGCGGAUUUGCAAUGCUGGCCGAUUCAGUAAUGCCGAGCAGGUAUGCCACCGAGACUUGAAAUUGGAAAACACAUUACUUGAUGGAAGCCCAGCUCCGCGAUUGAAGAUAUGUGAUUUUGGGUAUUCAAAGGAAGAAGCCGAAGAUGUGAAAGAGCCACACCAGGCUGUUUACAAAGACGACAAGCUUAGGACAACUCCUGUAAUUGAGAUUGAUAGGUCUGGUCAGCCCAAUAGAACAACAAAUUCAUCCUCAAGAGAAAAUAGUGUGUGGUAGUCCAAUAUCAUCAUAUAGUAUAUAGUUUAUCUGUUUGUUUGUUGAGAGUGAUGGAUGUUGAAUUUUGAUAUCUGUUUUGUUGUGCGAAUGAUGGGUGUUGUUCGUUGUUUGUUUUAGAUCCGGUGUAGUUAUGGUGGCUUCUUUGGCUGGAUGUCCUUGAAUCUGUUUCAGGUCUUAAAGAUUUGUCGAAAUGGAGUGUGUUGGAUAAUGGGGCUAAACAACUGUAAGUUUUAGAUUCUGUUACUAAAGGUUUAAUUAUGCAAUGGAUAUUGUACUCCUAUACCUGCUUCAUUUUCAGGUCAUGCUAGAGGUUUAAUUAUGUAAUGGAUAUUGAAAGAUGUAUCAUACUAGAGGUUUAAUUAUGUUAUCAAGGUAUUAUAUUUAUUUGCUAGGGGAAGAGAAAAUAAGGGUCAAUGGACCUUUAAUAAUCUUAUUUGUUUAGGUUAUCUUACACUUGCUACUUUAUAUUAUUUAUGUAUAUCCCCUGCUUAUGUAUAUCUCUCAGCCUCCAUGGAGUAUCGAGCGGCUCCAAUAACCAUCAAUGGCCCCUCACCCCGUUAACUUCAGCUAAGAUUUCUUCUUCUUUUUAUUUUGUUUCCUCUGAUUUCUAUUUUGAGGAUCAAGCAGAUCAUAGAUAACCAUCAAGAAGAGGUUUGCAUCGCUUCCCUUGUGUGUUGAAUUAGUUCUUCGCCAUUUAUCGAGUUCUUCACCAUUUAUCGCUCCAGGAGUUCAGAAGUCGGGGAGCACUUGUAUUAUAACAAAAUCCAUUAUUCAGGAAUCUAAGUAGUGACCAGAUAGAGGUUCAGCCGUUCAGGUAAGCCAUAUUCGUUCUCCACCCCCGAACAUGGUCGUGGAGUUGCCGCCAUCGCUCUGUCCUAUGUCAUGAGUUACAGUGGUGAGGUAAUUUCUCUCCGUUUCUCUCUAUUCGUUCUCCAAGCCUAGCAUCAGCAAUCCCGAGUGAGGUAAUUUCUCUCCAUUUAUUCUUCUAUCUAUGAGUUGCUCCUCUAUCCACAAAAUGAAAUUCCCGGCCCUAUUGCUUUAGAAAUUAGAAGUUUUUCUAACCUUUGUAUGAAAUGGCCUAAAUUAUUGCAAUAUAAUUGUGAAGCUGGUUUCACCCUUUUGGUUGAUUUGACGUGCUUGCCCGAAUUUGUACUUGUUUGUCCUAUAAAUAUAAUUUUCCUAAUGUGGGCCUUUUCUUUGGUGUUGCCGUGUUUCCCUUGUGCUUUAUGUUGCUAUGUUACUGCUGAAUUUGAAAAUGCUUUAUGCAUUUUGUUUCUGAUUUCAAUAAAAUGAGGUGUGUUCCUUGAGAAAAUAAAGACAAUAAAUUGUUGGGUUUAUAUGUUGUGGUGUGCAGAGAAUCUUCUCCUUCAUAGGGACAAAGUGUUGAUUGGUUUUAUGUUUACGGUGGGUGUGUAAAGGGCAUUUCAGUUUGUGUUAUAGAUGUUUUAGAGGCGAAUUCCUCAUCUCCUCUUCAAGCCUAGAGAUUGGGUUUCUUCCUUUGUUUGAUAUUUCCUUCAACUGAUUACCUGGAUGCCAAAUUCAUUGGCGCUUCAUGCCUUCAUAUAGAUAAUAUGAAAAGAAAAAAUUCAGAAAUAUUUGGAAUUAUUAUACCUUACUAUGUAAAAAACUGAAGCACUCUAGGUGUUUGUGGUUUUUCUUGGUGAAUAUUUGUUUGGUUAUUUUCCUUUUCUCAGCUAAUUUGCACUGUGUGGGUCACUGAAUGCGCACAUCUUGAUACUCCCACCUCCCGUGCUUGCUAAUUUAAAAAUAUAAACUUAUGCCUCUAGAAUUAGCGUAAAAUAGACAGUCAUUCCCUUAGGAAAUGCAUUAUGAUCAUUAUUCUGCCUUACUUUCUCAUGAUAAUGUUACUGAUAUCCAUGACAUUAUAUCUUAUCUGCAGAAUACCGGUCCUGUGAAUACUAACGAGUGCAAUAAACUCUUUUUGGCCCAUGUUACCAAAGAUAAACUUAAAAGUGCUAUUUUUGGCCUUAACAAAACACAUUACUCUCCGGAAUGAUGACUUUGAUGGUUAUUUCUACCAAGCUCCCUAUGACAUUAUUGAAUAUGAAUUAUUAAAUGUUGUUAGGGAGUUCCUCUGUGGGGAACCUAUUCCCAAGUCUAUUGGUCGCACUCUUAUUUCUCUUAUUCUAAAAGGAAAAAAUGCCUAUCAGUUUUCUAAAUUCAGGCAUAUUAGUCUUAAUAACUUAUAAACAAAAUUUUUACUAAGACUAUUACUACCCAGAUUGCCGCAUUUUUGCCCAAAAUCAUUUAUGAUGGACAAUCAGCCUUUCAAAAAGGAAAAGAUAUUUCUGAUGGUAUCCCUAUCUCAAGAGAUCUGUUUAUAGGGUGGAAAGGACCAUGCCACCGCUGGGUACAUUUACACUCAACUUUCCCCUACUGCUCGAUUUUUGUUUCACAAAGAUGACACAAUCCUUGACUACUUGAAUAACGAUGGCUAGCCCAUUGAGCCUACUUGGUAUCCAAAUGUAGACUAUAGUAUAGAAACAUUUUGUUUGAUUACAAUAUAUACAAUAACAAAUGAAUACUUAAAUGACUAAAUAGUUUGCUAUUUGGACCAGAGGUAAGUCGCAGUCAUUCCAAUGAUUGUCAUUAACUGUUGUGAGGGAAUAGGGACAGGUUGGAGCACAUACAUCUCAAAUUACAAUCCCAGGGAUAUUAUUGAAACAUGAGGUGCUUGUUGAAUUAUGAACCAAUGAAGCCCAUGGAUCCAUGGUAUAAUGGUUUUCCAGGAACCAUAGAGAAAACAGCAACCAAAGCAGCUGGGGUUAGGUAAACCAUUACUGUAAUCAUUAAUUAAGGAGGUUGAUGGAACAACACUAAAGAUUAUAGAGUUCCAUUCAGAGAGGGGCCGAAGAUUACAAGCAUUUUCUAACAUCAAUGAUGGUUGUAAAUGACAAGGUCAAGGAUCCUUUCAUAAAGGUCCUCUGUGGUGGUAGUUAUGGUCUUAUGGAGCCGUGUGAUGGUGCCCUAAGUGUUGCAAUCAUAAAUUCAUUGCCAUGGGACUAUUUGCUUUGCCAUAUGAUAGGGUUGUUGAGAUGGUUGGGGAGCCUACUGGCGCACACAUAGGAAUUGAGUUCACUGCCUCUCACCUGAGCUUUUUUUUUUCGUGACAUCAUUGUCGUCUUUGAAAUACAGAUCAUUCGCCACCAUUGGGCAUGACAACCGCGCAGCGUGCGGUCCAACGCUAGUGUUAUUAUAUAGUUGGAACGUUAGGAGCACUUCUCUAGAGUUCGUAUACCGUGGUAUCACCCCACGGUGAGCACCGUGCUCCCACACCCAAAACGACGUAGUUUUGCACAAUUUUUUUAAAAAAAUUUCGCGUGAACAGUAACGCGUGAACAGUACACGCGUGUACAAUAACUAUUUUUUUGGCCCAAUAGUAUGAAUGAUGUAACUCGCGUGUAAAGAUAUGUAACUCACGUUAUUGAUCAAUGUAACUCAAGUUCAUUCGAAAUGUAACUCUCUUUUUCAAUGUAAACAAUGAAAAAGAGAGUUUAAUUGCACAAUUACUUUAUGUAAAUCUUAAAUAUGUUUGGUUUUUAAUAUCAUGACCUG